AUGACAAACUCGCAACAACAAAAAAAUGAUUCUGCACCUUUUAACACAACCCAAGAGCAUCCAAUAAAAAAUAAUAGAGCUUAUUCGGCACGAACAAUAAUGUUAGUUGGUAGGGCCGGUAGUGGAAAGUCUGCGAUAGCUGGUACUGAUUAUUUUAGUGAAGGUUCAGGUUGUACUAGUGAAACUAAAAAUUAUCAAACUAAUAGUUAUUUAAUUGACGAUAAUUUAUAUAGAAUAAUUGACACAGUAGGAAUUGGAGAUACAGAAUUGACAGAAAAGCAAGUAGCAGAUGCCACUGAUUCUAUUAAAGAUGGAUUACAUCAAAUCCUAUUUGUUAUAAAUGGACGCUUCACAGAAGCAGAGAUCCGCGCUUAUGGUUUAUUAAGAGAACUUUUUGAUAGAGAUGUUGUUGAAUUAAUCACAAUUGUAAGAACCUAUUUUCCUGAAUUUAACAAUAGCGAUAAGUGUAAAGAAGAUUAUAAGAAUAUGAUUAAAGAGAAUGGUAAUCUUUCAGAAAUAGUCCAAAAAUACAAAAAGGUUAUUCAUGUAGAUAAUCCACAAUUAGUUGGUUAUUGUAAAGAGAUAGCCGAAAUUUCUAGAGCAAAUUCGCGAGAAAAAAUAUUAGAUCAUCUAAGUGAUUGCAAUGAAAUUUAUUUUCCAAAACAGAAUGGAAUUUAUGAAAAAUUACGUAAAGAAAUUGAAGAUCUCAAAAAAAAAGCGGAAUAA
This is a messenger RNA of Entrophospora candida, 726 nucleotides long. The record is from the annotation of a GenBank genome assembly. NCBI's taxonomy places the organism in Eukaryota, Fungi, Glomeromycota, Glomeromycetes, Entrophosporales, Entrophosporaceae.